UCGCACUUCACUCUCUUAACUUAUAAAAAAACUAUCUCUUCUCUUUGCACUAUCUCAUGGCAUCUAUUUACCAUUCUGCCAUUCUCUCUCUUUUCCUCUUCUUCUUCUGUUCUAUCUCCCCCACGCUUUCUGCUUUAGUUCAAGAACAACCUCUUGUUUUAAAAUACCACAACGGCCUUCUUCUCAAAGGUAACGUCACCGUUAAUCUCAUCUGGUACGGUAAGUUUACUCCCAUACAACGCUCCAUAAUCGUCGAUUUUAUCCAUUCCUUGAACUCCAACCGGGCUCCACAGCCCUCCGCCUCAUCCUGGUGGAAAACCACUGAAAAGUACAAAGGAGGUUCAUCUAACCUCGUUGUGCAGCAUCAAAUCCUCCUCGAAAACUACUCCCUCGGCAAGUCCCUCAAGACUUCCCAUUUAAUGGCUUUAGCUAAGAAAGUAAGUAACACGCUUACUUCCACCAUUAAUGUCGUUUUAACGGCCAAGGACGUUGCCGUUGAUGGGUUCUGUAUGAGGUGCGGCAGCCACGGGACUAAUAAGUCGGCGGGCCGUGGAUCAGACCGAGGAACUUAUGUGUGGGUAGGCAACUCCGAGACUCAGUGCCCGGGCCAAUGUGCGUGGCCCUUCCACCAGCCCAUUUACGGCCCGCAAACCCCACCGUUAGUGGCUCCUAACGGCGACGUGGGAGUUGACGGCAUGAUUAUAAACUUGGCCACCCUUUUGGCUAACACCGUCACCAACCCGUUUAACAAUGGAUAUUUCCAAGGCCCAGCCAGCGCGCCACUGGAAGCCGUCUCAGCUUGCACGGGGAUAUUUGGGUCGGGUUCUUACCCGGGAUACCCGGGGCGGGUGUUGGUGGAUAAGGUAACCGGAGCGAGUUAUAACGCUCACGGGGUUAACGGGAGAAAGUACUUGCUGCCGGCUAUGUGGGACCCACAGACAUCAGCGUGUAAGAGUAUUGUGUGAGAGGCAUGAAACGUGUGAAAUUGGUGUAGACUAUGUAUAUAGAUAAAAUUUGAGGUUUUGUUUUGUUGUAAAAUAAUGUGGGAAGUGAAAAGGCAUAAUGGAAGAUCAGAUGAAAAUGAAAAUAUUAUAAUAAAUAAAGUAAAGUGGAUAAGAAUAAGUAGAGUUUUUGUUUCUAUGU
Messenger RNA from Pistacia vera, 1143 nucleotides. RefSeq names its product protein EXORDIUM-like 2. The coding region runs from base 57 to 965 and encodes 302 amino acids. The record is from RefSeq and is a predicted model, not a curated record. NCBI's taxonomy places the organism in Eukaryota, Viridiplantae, Streptophyta, Magnoliopsida, Sapindales, Anacardiaceae. The transcript has a single exon.